Molecule: messenger RNA, 601 nt
Organism: Cutaneotrichosporon oleaginosum
Lineage: Eukaryota; Fungi; Basidiomycota; Tremellomycetes; Trichosporonales; Trichosporonaceae
Source: RefSeq, a predicted model, not a curated record
CCGGGGUCUCUGACAGCCGACGGGUUCACGGCACCAGGAGACCGACGGUUUCAGGCUAGAGACCUGGCAUGACCUGGCCAUGUCGACUCCUGCGAUCGCUCGGCGGCGUGUGUGAUCCUGUCGUCACCCCGACGGGGUUUGCAGCCACCAGCAACGGCAUCACCCUCGACCUGAGACGCUGCGCUAAUCUGCUCGUGGUGAAGGACCGACUCGUGUUGCACAUCGCCGCCGCCUGCUGUUGGGCGACGGGACUGCCGAGUAGACGUGGACUCCGUGGACGGUGGAGCACGCCUCCCCGCCGUGGCUACGGGUGCCUCCGGCACCGCAGCAUUACCACUCUCUUCCCAUGGCGUGUGAGUAGGCCUCAAUUGAGGCUUGAGGCUUGGCCCGGCUCCGAUCUUUCUCCACUCACUGUUGUUGACAGAAGAUAUUCUCAGCGAGUCGACAUUUGGUGCACUCGCUUCAGUCGCCGAGACCUUGCGCCACUAAGACUACGACCGACGCUCGAGAUCACCGGAGCGCUAAGAGAGGAGUAGAGAUGCCAGAGCCGCGGCGACGAAGUGGCAGGAACCACGAUGAGACUGACUCCGAAUAAUCGCAG